Molecule: messenger RNA, 2734 nt
Organism: Pundamilia nyererei
Lineage: Eukaryota; Metazoa; Chordata; Actinopteri; Cichliformes; Cichlidae
Gene: plekhg7
Product: pleckstrin homology domain containing, family G (with RhoGef domain) member 7
Exons: 17
Coding region: 338-2566 (742 amino acids)
Biological process (GO): Rho protein signal transduction
Molecular function (GO): guanyl-nucleotide exchange factor activity
Source: RefSeq, a predicted model, not a curated record
AGAGCAGAGCAGUCGCACCUUUCACAGCUCUGAACAAUGAAACGCUCCACUCCUUCCUUCACUUCUCUCUACACGGACCAGCAGUAGGAGCUCCACUCUGGAGGAACAAAUAAGAAAUAACUUAAUAUUCGGCCUUGUAUCCAGACAUCCAGCAGGACUCCCCUCGGUCAGCCUUCACCGCGAGCUGUCGGUCCGAGUGGUCGCGAGGCACCGGAGGAUGAAACAGAAUCAGGAGAAGUAAAGCGAUGUGAACGGUGACUGGAAUGUAGGAUUAUCAUCUGAGCUCGAGUGGAAGGAGAAAAAAAAUCAGACUAUAAGAUUACACAUUUCCUGAUCUAUGCAGCCCUACAAUGCCUUUGAGGUUGCAAUGUCUUCUCUAAAGCACGUUAUUCUGCAGGAUAAGGACACGGACAAUGAAAAGAAGCUGGACUGGAGCUACAUCGAAUGGGCUGAAAAUGAAGUUGUCACAACAGGUGUGGCGGAUGCUGAGACGCAAACGGAUUCGCCAUCUUUUGAGCACAAAGAGAGCCAGACCAGUAACCCAGUCAUAAUGCACAUAGAUCUCAAACGGACACACUCCAAAAUGAGACAUUUGUCUUUGGUAAACCCAGACAACUCGGCUCCACCUUUCUUUCAGUUUGACCGUCAGGCUCCUGGACGUAUCUCCACAUCUCCCACCUUGAGGAGGAUGAGGAGCACCCGACGUCCUCAGAUAGAUUUUAGAGAGCCUCACAGGAUGGGGAGCACUCAGGAAGAGCAAUCAUCUGCAAGCACGGGAUCUCCCAUAAGUCCCCUGUCACCAGGACACCGAGUAGAUUCACCUCUUGCAGCGAGCCCACUCUCUGACGGGGAGGCCGAUCAUCAGCCAGUGUCAUCCUCAGGCCAACAGCGAAGCAGAUCGCAUAGAUCAAAGACUUUUGACAACAGUAUCACUUCUGUGGAACAAGAAUGUCACAGUGCUCAUCCUUUUCUUAUUAAAGACAAUGGAUUUCCUGAGGAUGAAGUUCAGGAGAAGGAAUCCUGCCAUGAUAGGCUUUAUCAGAGGAGACGGAGCUCCGUCGUCGUGAGUUUGCCCGGCUUGGAUGUUUCUCCAGGAGAUCUUUUCGUGUCCAAUGGAGCAGCUGACUUACUAAAUGACUCAAACUUCGCAGAUACCAAGAAGUCAAAGUGGCCUUUUUCGAGGCGUAGUACGAGUAAAGGCAAGCCGCAGACAUGCACGGUGUCAGAUAUUGAGAAAUAUCUCUCAACUGCGCAGAUUCAAGACUGGAGAAACUUGGAGCUUCAGAGAUAUAAGGACUACUCUCUGGCUGAGUUCCUUCAAGACCAGUCUUCCCAGGUCAGUGCUUCCUCUGACCCGCAGGGCUUCAAGAGACAAGAGACCAUCUGGGAGCUCUUCACCAGCGAGUGUGUUUACUUCAUGGAUCAACUCAUGGUUCUCAAAGAGGUGUUUUCGGCUACGCUCACAAACCUGCAGGUGACCAACUGCCUGACUGAUAUCGACUCAUGGAGGCUGUUUGCGAAUCUCAAUGAGCUUUGCCUGGUGAGCUCAGGUUUCCUAAACAGCCUCCUCCGCGUUAUCAAGAACAUGUUGGAGAUUACUGAGGGUGGCAGUCCCACCCUGCUGGAUCUGCUGGGGAAGGCUUUCCAGGAGAGCAUAUGCCACUGCCUGCAGACGUAUUGCCUCAACUACUCCACGGCUCUUCUGUAUCUGGACAGUCUGAAGCCCAGAGAGGACUUUGGGACUUACGUGAAGUGGUGUGAGAGGAGCAAGCAGUGCCGAAGGCUUCACCUGCGUGACCUGCUGGUGGCACCGCUGCAGAGGCUAACUCGAUACCCGCUGCUGUUGCGGAAUAUCGCAAAGAGAUGUCAGAAGGAGGACGAAGCCCGAGGGCUGGAACUUAUAGCAGAACAAGUGGAUAAAUCGAUAUGUGAUUUAGAAGGAAAGGUCAAAUGGCUGGAUAACUACCAGAAAGUGAAACAGUUGAGAGAUGCCCUGGUUUGGCUGCCUGUAUGGGAGAGGGACAAGCGUGCUUUCAUCCCUGAGAAUCUGAAACAUCUUCUGAAGGCUGUCACACUGGAUAAUCUGAUUUCUCACAGGAGUCUGCUGCAUGAAGGGAAACUCGUCCUCACAGAGAACGCAAAGCUCAUAGACGUCUAUAUGUUCCUCUUUGAUGAAUUCUUGCUGAUUACAAAGAUGAAGAGAAACAAGAAGAGGUCCGUAGGUCCAGAGCAGAAUCCUCUGAAAAACCUGGAGCUGGAUCAGAUGCUGAAGGAGGGAUGCACCUUCACGGUUCUCGACCAGCCAAUCUCUCUGGAUCGACUCCAACUUAGAAGCAUCGAUCAACUUAAUGCCUCCUCAUCGGGGUUGCCUCAUUCUUUCAUAGUAAUGCACCAGAACCGCUACCAACAGUGUAUUGGUGCAUUCAUCCUGCAAGCUGCGUCAGAGGCUGUCAAGAGAGUAUGGAUGUCAAAGAUAGAGGGCGCAGUGACGGCGCUGCUGAAGCAGGACUCUCAGCAGACACGAGUAAAGAGCUCCUCGCUGUGGCUGGAGUCUUCGCAGAUAUGACCCAUCAAGCAGAACUAGAAGCCAUGUGAAAAAGUUUCUACUGUUAAUGUGCACUUCACUGCCCCCUGAUGUCUUGUAAAUGACUGCACUAGCACUAGGAUGAUUUUGUAAACUGUUUGACUGUGAAGGCAGCUGCUACAGUAGUGUGAAAUAAACAUCUCAUCAUGU